UAUUUGGCAGGAAGGUGCGGAGGCCUCGCUCCUGGCAGCGGCUCCCGCACAGGCAGAAGGCAGGAUCCGAAUGUGGCAAGGGAGAGGAGGGCUAAGCGGCGGCGGCAAAGGAGGAGGGGGCCAAGCGAGACAAGGGGAGCCGCCGCAGCAACCGCCGCCGAGGAGCUGAGCGGCCUGGCCGAGCAAGCGGGGCUGGCGAAGCCUCUGCAGCACUGGCCCCCCCGCCGACGCCACCCCCCCGCCGGGCACCGCACGCCCGCCCGGGUGGAGGCGGAGGCGGCGGAGGAGGAGGAAGCGGCGGCGGCGAAGAAGAAGAAGGGGGCUCGGGCAGCAGAAUAUUAUAACUGAGUGAGCAACUGGGGAUUGAAGAUAAUCCUGGUUUGGAGUUUGGAUUGUUAUACUUAUUAUUCCAAGACUGAGGAGAACUUCACAACACCAAAUAGAACUGGAUUUUCACCCUAGUUCAGCAGCUUUGCUGCUCACUUAAAUACAGAUGAAUGAAGACCCCAUUUGGAAAGGCACCAGGUCAGCGAUCCAGAGCUGAUGCAGGGCAUGCAGGUGUAUCUGCCAGCAUGAUGAAGAAGAGAGCUUCCCACAAAAAGCAUCGAAACAACGUGGGACCAAGCAAACCCAUUUCUCAACCCAGAAGAAAUAUUGUAGGCUGCAGAAUACAGCAUGGAUGGAAAGAAGGGAGUGGACCUGUGACACAGUGGAAAGGCACAGUCCUAGAUCAGGUUCCUGUAAAUCCCUCUCUCUACCUUAUUAAAUAUGAUGGAUUUGAUUGUGUCUAUGGACUAGAACUGCACAAAGAUGAGAGGGUUUCGGCACUUGAGGUCCUUCCAGAUAGAGUUGCUUCAUCUAGAAUCAGUGAUGCCCACCUGGCAGACACAAUGAUUGGCAAAGCAGUAGAACAUAUGUUUGAGACAGAAGAUGGCUCAAAAGAUGAAUGGAGGGGAAUGGUCUUGGCUCGAGCACCUAUAAUGAACACAUGGUUUUAUAUUACCUAUGAGAAGGAUCCUGUCUUGUACAUGUACCAACUCUUAGAUGACUAUAAAGAAGGUGAUCUCCGUAUUAUGCCUGAUUCCAAUGAUUCGCCUCCAGCAGAACGGGAACCUGGUGAAGUUGUGGACAGCCUAGUGGGAAAACAAGUGGAAUAUGCCAAAGAAGAUGGCUCAAAAAGGACUGGCAUGGUCAUUCAUCAAGUUGAAGCCAAACCCUCAGUCUAUUUCAUCAAGUUUGAUGAUGAUUUCCAUAUUUAUGUCUAUGAUUUGGUGAAGACCUCCUAGACACCACCAUGCGAACUUUUGCCAAACUUGUGGAACUUCAGUGUAAAAUUUGUAGACAUAAAGACUUAACUGCUUUCCAGUUUAUUUGAAAGCUUAAAUGUCCCUGCGAGCUCACAAUCUCUGCCAGGAAAACUAUUCCAUUGUGAACUAUACAAAUAGACUUUUAUGUGAACAUGACACAUUUUGUGUAGGGAAACUCCUUUUCUUGAAGGACAUCUUUGGGGGUGGGGAGGGGGGAUGUGGAUGAAGUUAGAGAAAACAGCAGCUGCAAAUUCAAGCUGUGUAAGUGGAUCUAGCAAUGUAAUCAUUAAUCUGAUUUUCCCCAAUUAUAACUUUCCCUCAGCUUCUCACUUAACUGUUCAACUGCCACAUGCAAGUGUAGCUUGAUAUUAUAUUGCUUUCAUGUAUGUAACAUUAAGUUUUCUUGUCUGGCAGUUCUUGUUUCCAGGGUUUGGGCAGAGAUGAUUACAAAAUGUUUUAAGCAGUGUUAAGGAGUGCCUAACCCAAUUAACAUCAGUGUACUGUGUUCAGGUUAGCUGUUAAGCUGCAAUUACAUGAGACUUUUGUACAUUUUAGUUGCAGGAAAAUGGAACAUGAUAUACAUGUAACACAGCUGAUGAGAAAAUGCAGAGUAAGAGCCCAUAUUUGCAAAUGUAGGACCUGGUCAAAGUAUUUAGAACAAGGAUGCCUUCAGUUCUCGUCGUUGUAGGUAUUUUUGUUAACUUCUAGCAGAACCCAGGUGCUUGGUGCCAUAGCAGUCUAGUAAUUCAUGUUAACGUUAAAGAAUACUACACAGCAACUACUGGGUGUUUCAAUAUCAAAACUAGCAACCUAGAUUCUUGUGUGUGGACUGAAAUCUGUUACAUGUAAAGACAAACCUCACGAAAGAAGAGUCCUCAUACAUUAAAGACUUGUGUUGCAGAGAAGGAAAAUCAUUUGUUGCCUUCUGUUUUGAUCUGCUGCAUUCCUUCUCAUUUUAUUGUCUUUUGUUGAAGAAGGCACCUACCUUUUCUUCCUGGCCUUCUUGGGGGUGCGUCCAGACAAGACAUACAACUCAAACCUGUUGUCGCCUUUUGUGCUGUACAUUGUAUUUGCUUGAGGUAUGCUGUUUAAUGUGAACUUCAUUAAAAGAACGCUAGGGUUCUGCAUGCUAAUGGUGUACUCUCUAACGAAAGCUAGGCAGUCUCCAUGGUUCAGUCAUCUACAGCAGAUUGUGGAUGUAAAUAAGCAGCCCACAGCCACAGAAUUCACCCUUGUUUUUGUUUUUUAUUUCUGUUCUUUGUAAAGUGGUAGGUUGGUGUGGCAGCUUUUUAAAGUAAUCAGUGGAAAAAUAUCGGAACAGCAACAAAGUUGAGGUAGGGCACUGCAGUUAUUAAAGAACUGCUUUGCACAAGUAAAUGAGAAUUAAACACCAUUGUUUAGAUAUGGCUUAGAGAAGGAGUAAAAAGUGUUGCUGAUCAGCUUUCUGAGGUCCAGAUUACCUCCAGUGUGAGUAAACAUAUUAAAACUUCAUGUGGUUUAAACCUUUUUUUAUUUUUGCCUGAAUUCAUAUUGUAGCCUUAAGGCUUGUGCCUCAUUAUGCUCUUUAAUGGUAAUAAAUACUCACCGUAUAAAUACAGUAUCUUAAAAUCUCUUGUCCAUUGCUACUGUUGCAUUAUGUCCAGUAUUUCAUCAUGGGCAACCAAAGGCAAGCUAUUGUCUUUUCCAUGAAGAGCUUCUCAAAUGCAGUCCUUAAGCCCUAAGUACCUGAGUCAUAAAUGUUCCUGUGUUCUUGAACAAAGUGAGCAGAUUUGCAACCCAGUGUUCUUCAUCCUGCAGAUCUGUAUGUUUUCUAUUGACUCUUUAGAGUCCUGCAUGUAAAUCUCAAAGCUGAGCCUGGCUCCAUGAGCCCAAGUUGAUAUUUGUGGCACAAGAAUGAGUGAGUGUAUUGAACACACACAAGAUACACACAUAAACGUACUUUUGAAUUAUGGGCUACAUAAACAAUGAAUCCAAGGUAUGUCUUGCUGAGGAUUAAGUAGACCGAAAAUGUCGCGUUCCAAGAGCUUGCGAUUGCAGGGGAGAGGGGUGUUCUGCAAGUCUCUUAAUACACCACAUUCUGCCAGUUUAGAGUAAACUAUAUUCUGUAUAAAUUGUAUGGUUUUUUAAGUGUCCACAUCAUCUGCUUUUUUGAUAGCUUAGACCACCUUAUUUUUUAUUUUUAGGCUUGAGACUAAUUCUACACCCUGCCCAUCUGCUUUGGGCUUUGUUUUAGGCUCAUGUUUCAGAUCUGCAUGCAGUGCUUGUUACCCUGGUAACUCAAUGUUGAUUCCUUGUUCUAAGGGUUCAACAUGGUUUUCCAAGUUAUCAUGGGGCUUGUGGUGGCACAAGCUAUGGAUCUGUGUAUAAAAGUUACUGGCCUUUCUCCAUUUACCUGCUGUAGUAUUGUAUAUUGUGUGUUUUGCGUGAUGUCAGGCUGCCCUGUAAAAAUUUAAAAGACAAACUUAAAUUCAGACCAUCCCUUUUUUGCAUGCUUAGAAAAUAGAAUGUUCAAUGUAACAAACUUAAAAGUUGCAUGUUAAAAAAAUGUUUAGGUUUUUAGGUUUUUUAUUUUGUAUUUUUUGUGAAUUUGCUUAUUGUGCUGUUUUAAUGGUGGUUAGUAGGAUUAAAUGCACUGGUGAGGCAAACAUAGUGCCAACAGGAGGUAACUUUCCAGUUGUAUGUGUCAUGCAGCGUUUGAAGGGACCAUGUACUCCGCUCAAAAUGUAAUAAAAAAUCAGUUGAAUUCAACACUAUGCUUUUUUGUGCCAAAUCCUAAAUUAAGUUGAAGUAGAAUCAUAUUAAAAAUCCCAAAUAAUAAUGGGGAAAAGCCUUUUUUGCUGGAUACAUUCUUAACCUUAAAUUGGUACACUUCAAAUAUAAAGGCUUCUCCACAGAUAUAUUAAUUGCAACCAUUUCAGAGAACCAAAAAAAAAGUUUGUGGUUCCUUGGAAAUGCUGUGCUUUUUGUAUUUUACAUCUUUAGUGCAAUUUGGAUGGUUCUUGGUAUGUGUAUAGUUCAAAGGUCUUCGUGUUCACAUUUUAAAAUUAGGUAAAUGACUUCAUCUCUAGAGCUUGGUUUAUUUUUUUUAUUUUUUUUUAACAAUGUAGACAGUUCCCUGUUCUCUGCAUUUAGAAGUAUAAACACUUUAAAUCUGUUACUUAAUUCUGUAAGUAAUUUUUAUAAUUAUGAUGUAACUCUAUCCUUAAAACAUUUAAAAUAAACCCUUUAUGUGCAA
Messenger RNA from Elgaria multicarinata webbii, 4542 nucleotides. It is a transcript of the gene SPIN1, whose product is annotated as spindlin 1. Lineage: Eukaryota; Metazoa; Chordata; Lepidosauria; Squamata; Anguidae. Gene Ontology annotation, biological process: gamete generation. Bases 498 to 1286 code for a protein of 262 amino acids. The record is from RefSeq and is a predicted model, not a curated record. The transcript has 6 exons.